Brassica napus (rape) is the source of this 3044-nucleotide messenger RNA. RefSeq names its product protein NETWORKED 2D-like. The record is from RefSeq and is a predicted model, not a curated record. NCBI's taxonomy places the organism in Eukaryota, Viridiplantae, Streptophyta, Magnoliopsida, Brassicales, Brassicaceae. The coding region runs from base 386 to 2815 and encodes 809 amino acids. The transcript is spliced from 2 exons. Gene Ontology annotation, molecular function: actin binding.
CUCUCAAUGUGGGUCUAAGCUUAACAGAUUUUUUUUUUUGCUUGGGUCAGCUAUCCAUCUAAAUUAAAUUAAGUGGUGGUUAGACGAGCUAAUUUUCCGAUGAACACCUCCGUCUAGUCGGGCGUGAUCUACAUAGGAAAAAAUAUAGCCUCUGAUACUUGCUUCUUUUGCUAACUUAAAUGUUUCUUUCUAGUAAAAUUUACCUUUUCUUCUUUUCUUAUUGAGAUCUAGAGAGAGAGAAGGAUCACACACACAUAAAGCUUUCCUCUGUCUCUGUUUCUUCUAGGAACUUGAAUGACAAGAACAAAAGAUAAACUGAAAUCAACAUACCAAUAACAAAACAAAACGUUUUGUUUUAGUGUGUGAUCAUAUAGAGGGGAAGAAGAUGCUGCAGAGAGCUGCGAGCAACGCGUACUCAUGGUGGUGGGCGAGUCAUAUCCGUACCAAACAAUCUAAAUGGCUCGAACAAAACCUUCAAGAUAUUGAAGAGAAGGUGCAAUACGUGUUGAAGCUAUUACAAGAAGACGGAGACUCAUUCGCCAAGCGUGCGGAGAUGUACUACAAGAAGAGACCAGAACUCAUAACCUUCGUCGAAGAAACUUUCAGAGCUUACAGAGCUUUAGCCGAGCGUUACGGCCACAUCUCCACCGAGCUUCAAAACGCCAACACCACCAUCGCCUCUGUGUUCCCCGACCAAGUCCCCACCUUCGCAAUCGACCACGACCACGAAGACGAAGAUGGAGAUCAGAAAGUCGAUAAAAGACAGAACCUCUCUGGUGCUAAUGCCCCCAACGCUCCAAAACUCCCUGACAAAGACUUGAAAGCCGCCGCCACCAAGAAGCUUCAGCAGAGGAAGUCCAUGAAGUACACAGGUGGUGCUACCAAUGUGGUUGUCAAGAGCUCGGGUCUGAGCAAGUCCGAGGCUAAAGAAGAGAUUGACAAGCUGCAGAAAGAGAUACUAUCGCUGCAGACGGAGAUGGAGUUUGUGAAGAGCUCUUACGAGAGAGGCUUGUCGAGCUACUGGGAGUUCGAGAAGAGCGUCAAGGAGAAGCAAGAGAGGAUCUGCUGUUUGCGAGACGAGUUCAGCGAGGGGGUUGUUGAGAUCGAGGACGAGGAAGCGAGGAGGCUGAUGACCGAGACAGCGGUCAAGUCCUGUAGGGAGAAGCUGGCGGAGCUGCGGGAGAGGUGGGAGAAGUCUUGCGGAGAAGCUGGAGAGGAGCGUGCGAAGUUAAAAGAGUCUAGAGAGAGGCUAAGGUCUAUGUCGAGUCGGCUUCUAGGUGAAGAAACUGUUGUAUUUGCUAAAGAGGAUGAUGAAGAGAUGGCUGAGAGAGUUGAUGAGCUUGUGAACAAAGUGAUUAGCUUGGAGGGUGCGGUUUCUUCGCAGAGUGCUUUGAUAGAGAGGAUGAGAAACGAGAGCGACGGUCUCCAGAUGCAGAUCAGUACUCUUGAAACCGAUAAGGCGGUGUUGGCAGAUGACAAGAGUGAUCUGAGGAGGAAGUUGAAGGAAAUGGAGGAGAGACUCGAAGCAGUGCAGGACUUGGAGAGGAAUGUUAUGGACAAGAGCAGCAAUCUUCAUAGAGAUUUUGAUGAAGCGUGUAGUAACCUCGAUGACUUCUCUACUGGGAAGUUGCACGAGGUGAAGGCGGAGAGCGAGUCUGAACAAACUCACGAUGUGAUAACAGUUGCUGAAGAUAUCAUCACUCUACGUAAAAGUCCACAACAUGUUGUGGAAUCUACUGAAAAAGUAUAUUCUGAGAAGAAAGAGUCUAUGCUUCUUGAUAAUGUUUUGGAGAAGCAAAUGUCUUUUAAAGGAUCUGAUAACACUUCCAAUAGCGAACCGGACUGGAAAGAGAUGUUCACCAAGGGAAUGGAGAACAGAGAGAAGCAUUUGCUUACCGAGUACACAACCAUUCUAAGGAGCUACAAGGACAUAAAGAAAACUUCAGACGAAACAGAAACAAAGCUGAAGACAGAGAACGCAACAAAAGACGACGAGAUCAAGCUACUAAGAGAGAAAAUGAGCCUCCUCCUGCUGCAGAAGGAUCUUUCUAAUACCAAUGACUUGUCUGAAACCACCCGCUUGUCAAACGACGACUAUUCCAUCCGAAUCACGGCGGUGGAAAACGAGAACAUGUCCCUUGUCGAAGAACAGUUCAGGCUGAACAUCGACGAGCUACUCGAGGAGAAUCUUAACUUCUGGUUACGUUUCAGCACGGCGUUCGGACAGGUACAAAGCUACGACACGUCGAUAGAAGAUCUCCAAGGCGAGAUAUCGAAGCUGGAGGGAUGCAGCAGCAGGGCCGUGAGAUCAGACGUUAGGCCACUUUACCUCCACUUACGGGAGAUAAACACAGACCUCGGCCUCUGGCUUGAGAAAGGCGCUGCGCUGAAAGAGGAGCUGAAAGCGAGGUUCGAGUCUCUAUGUAACAUUCAGGAAGAGAUCACAAAGGCCCUCAAGUCGAGCGCCGAAGACGAUGACUUCAGGUUCACGAGCUACCAGGCUGCAAAGUUUCAAGGGGAGGUGUUGAACAUGAAGCAGGAGAACAACAAGGUGGCUGACGAGCUGCAGGCGGGGCUGGAUCGCAUCACGGUGCUUCAGAUGGAGGUUGACAGGACUCUAGGGAAGGUGAACGAUGAGUUUGAUCUUUCGGGUUCGAAGAAGGGAUCGGAUCCUGGUGGUUUCCAGCAUUCGGAUAGUCGCUCGAGGGUGCCGUUGAGGUCGUUUAUAUUUGGCUCUAAGCAGAAGAGAGCUAAGCCGUCUAUAUUCUCGUGCAUGCAUCCUUCACUGUAUAGAAAGAUGAAGGCUUCUACUUAGGUAAGUAAACAUACAGAUUCAUAAACUGUAACUUUUAUUCAGAUUCAUGGAGGAUUUGGUUUUGCGAGAUUGAAACAGUAGUUUUGUGUAUUGGCUUGUCGUUUUUGAGUAUUGUUAGAUUGUUCACAGCUUCUAACUGGAGGAAACAAGAGGAAUGUCUCUCCAGUUUCUUUGUAUGUCUCAGAACCAUUAAAAGAGAAACAGAGUUUGUGUGUGUUUUAUUUGUUCA